Molecule: messenger RNA, 549 nt
Organism: Lachancea dasiensis
Lineage: Eukaryota; Fungi; Ascomycota; Saccharomycetes; Saccharomycetales; Saccharomycetaceae
Source: the annotation of a GenBank genome assembly
AUGACAGGCCUAGCAAGCCCUGCUGUGGCGUCCAGAAUUAUCUCCCCGGUGUUUGUAAGUCGCUUGAGCUGCCUGAAGGCCGUUGGCGUGGCCACACGCAGAUACAAGAGUUACAAGUCUGACAUUGAAUCUUUAGAAGAGCUGGCGAAGCUGAAAUCAUUGGACGAUGUUGAUCCGGAGCUGGUAAGGAGACUGAUUAACGAGAGAACAGAUCAAUUAAACACCCAGAAUGAGCUUGAUAUGCUAAAGCAGAUUCAGUCUCAGGAAAAACAACAGCAACAAAUGGCCCUGCAAAAGUUCGUUAGACCCAUGUGGAUAUUCUUACUGAUGAGUUCCUUCGUGUAUCUGGGAGGCCAUUGGAUUUGGUGGAAGCUUGAGUAUGACGAGCGAGAGAUUGAGCUGGACAAGGAAGUUCAAGCGCUGCGGAAAGAACUGGAUGAGGCCAUUGAACAGAGGAACUCAAUGCCAGAUGCUGUACAAAAUUCAACCCAUCUCCAGCAGGAGCGUUCGCAGAAGUCCCGAAAGUGGUACCUAGCCUGGCUUUGGUAG